AUGAAAAAGUGGCUAGAAGAGCAAGAGAUGCGAAAAAUGGAAUUACAAUGGGAGGCGGAAAUGCGUGAAUUGGAGCUGAAGGAAAAAGCUCGCGAGCUGGAGCAUCAGCUUAAGGUGAAGCAAGACCAUCUACGAAGUAUCCAAGAAUUGGAAAGUAACUUUAAGGAACGGAUGUCUGUCAUUGACUACCAGCUGGGAAAAAUUAAAACGGGAAGUACAGCGAAGACAAAUUCAGUAGCUAGUCCGUUUGAGGCACCAUCCGGCCAAAUUAUGAGCAAAAGCACCCCACUGCGUAAUCCUGAUGUGACCAAUCCGGUGAAAGAUAGGCCGAGGCAGCAAUCAGACAUUGUGGAGACAGAUAGCGAUAGUGCUACGGACUAUGAAGACGAGAAAAGUGUGAUCGAAACGGACAGCGAAAUAGAUAAAAUAUCGGAUGAUGAACAAAUGACGAAUACGUCUGGUUCCCACAAAGAGCACAGCCAACUAGCCAAGCCCCCGCCGCGUUCCGGACCGACAAAGGCUCAACUUGCAGCGAGACACGGUAUUAGCAAACAGCUUCCAGCAUUUUCUGGUAAGCCUGAAGAUUGGCCAUUGUUUUAUGCCGCCUACACGUCGUCGACGGAAGCCUGUGGCUUUAGCGACAUUGACAAUUUGUCGCGCCUGCAGCAAUGCCUAAAGGGCAACGCACUCGAUCUAGUUCGUGGGCAACUACUACUGCCGAAAUCAGUUCCGCGAGUAAUUCAACAACUUCGUCAACACUUUGGUCGACCAGAGCAGCUGCUGCAGAGUCACCUUGAUCGCAUACACAAGUUGGACUCUUUGAAGCCAAAUAACCUGUGUGCUUUUAUACCAUUCAGUAAUGCCGUAGAGCAGCUUUGCGAGCAUCUUCAAGCGGCUGAAAUGAAACAGCAUCUAGUAAAUCCGCUAUUGAUAAAAGAUAUCGUGAAAAAACUUCCUGAUACAGAGAAGCGACAAUGGGUCGAGUUCAAAAGAGGAAGGAGGAAAGUAACAUUGCGCACGUUAACGAAUUUUCUUUCGCGAAUUGCGGAAGAUGCGUGCGAGGCUGAUGUUGAUGUUGAGUUCGCUCCAUCGGCACAGGCAACAGGGGGCCCGUCUAAUAAAAGAGGAAAAGAAAAGGGUCUCUUGUACAACCACUAUGAAGAUGACAGUUCGAGUGUCUAUUCGCCUUAUCAAAGAAAAUUAAAGCCAUGCAAAAUGUGCAAACGAACCGAUCACCGCCUACGGUAUUGUCAGGACUUCAAAGCAUUAUCGUACGAAGACAGAGUAGCGGUGGUGAACCGAAAUAAUCUGUGCAAGUUGUGCCUGGGCGAACAUGGAGGACAGUGUCGUUUCAAGUUUCACUGCACCGUUGGGGAGUAUAACGAGGCCCAUAAUGCACUAAUGCAUCCCGUAAAUGGCCCUUCGAAUCGGAUAGUUGGCAUGAGCGCACACAUUCGGACUAACAGUCCGGUGAUGUUUCGGAUCAUUCCAGUAGAUCUACAUUGCGGUGUUCACAAACUAACCGUAUUGGCCUUCCUAGACGAAGGUGCGUCAGUUACAUUGGUUGAAAGCAGUUUAGCGGACCGACUAGGUGUUGUCGGUGUGGAGGAAAAGCUAACUAUUAGAUGGACAACAGAUGUUUCGCGAGUCGAGGAAAAAUCCAGAAAGGUAAACGUGUGGGCAUCGGCCGUUGGAUCCAAAGAAAAAAUAUUUUUACGAACGGUUCGUACAGUGGGACGUCUUAUGUUGCCUCGUCAGAAACUGAAUGUGAAGGAUCUUGCCGAACAUUAUUCACAUAUGCGGGGAUUACCUAUUGCAUCGUACGAUGGUCACCCGGAAAUCCUUAUUGUAAUGAAUAAUGUUCAUUCAUUCGCCCCGCUGGAAGUGAAGAUAGGUUCAACAAUAGAACCAAUCGCCGUUCGGUGUAAACUGGGUUGGACGGCAUACGACCCGAAUCAAGCAGACCCAGCUGGUGGGUAUGUCUGCUUUCACCAAGAGAUCAGUAACGAGGAUAUCCACGAUCUCCUUAAAAAACAUUACGCGCUAGAAGAGUCUGUGGUUGCAAAACCGGCAGAAUCAACCGAUGAUGCCAGAGCUAGGGAAAUAAUGGAGAGAACCACUAAACGCAUCGGAGAACGUUUUGAAACUGGCCUGCUUUGGAAAUCAGACAACGUACAGUUUCCCGAUAGUCGCCCGAUGGCGCUGCGUAGGUUGUUACAACUUGAACGGAAGUUAGCUAAAAAUCCCGAGCUGUACCAAAACGUGAGAACGCAGAUCGUUGACUACCAGCAGAAGGGCUAUGCGCAUGUUGCCACAAAAGAAGAGCUGACUGAAACGGAAAAUAAUAAAGCUUGGUACCUCCCGAUUAAUGUCGUGAUAAAUCCAAAAAAAACGGGUAAGGUUCGCCUGGUAUGGGAUGCCGCGGCUACGGUGCAAGGGGUUUCACUUAACUCGCAGCUGUUGAAAGGGCCUGAUUUGCUAGUGCCUCUGGUAAAUGUGAUUAUCGGUUUCCGAGAAAAGAGGAUUGCCAUAGAAGGUGAUCUUGAAGAGAUGUUUCAUCAGCUAAAGAUCAUUCGAAACGACAGACAGGCUCAGCGGUUUUUGUUCUGA
Wyeomyia smithii (pitcher-plant mosquito) is the source of this 2610-nucleotide messenger RNA. RefSeq lists its product as uncharacterized. The coding region runs from base 1 to 2610 and encodes 869 amino acids. The record is from RefSeq and is a predicted model, not a curated record. The transcript has a single exon. Lineage: Eukaryota; Metazoa; Arthropoda; Insecta; Diptera; Culicidae.